Molecule: messenger RNA, 1023 nt
Organism: Ramularia collo-cygni
Lineage: Eukaryota; Fungi; Ascomycota; Dothideomycetes; Mycosphaerellales; Mycosphaerellaceae
Exons: 3
Coding region: 1-1023 (340 amino acids)
Source: RefSeq, a predicted model, not a curated record
AUGUCCGCCUUCACAGAAGCCAACCGCGUAGCAUUCGACGAAAGUGCCUCCACCUACGACACCAAACCCUGGCAAAAAGCCCUCUCGGCUCAAAUCAUCGAAGCCUUGCGUGCGAGGAGAGAAUGGAUUUCCCCCAUGCUUCUUGAUCCUGAAAGACGGGAUAAGAAGGAUGAGGAUGAUGAAAAACAAGUCAAAUUAUUGGAUUUUGCUGCUGGGACGGGGAAUGUGAGUCGAGCUUUGGAACCGUUCGUCACCCAAACCCGCGCAAUAGACCUCUCCCCCCAAAUGGUAUCCCUCUACAACACAGCCUUCCAAGGUUCCGGAACCUACGCCCUUUCCGGCGACCUCCUCGACCCCUCCGGUGUCCCCGAACAAUUCACCACACCCGAAUUCUCCAAUUUCGACCUGGCAGUCAUCGGUUUGGGAUUUCAUCAUUUCGAAAACCCAGCCCUGGCUCUCUCUCGCCUAGCCGAGCGAUYGAAAUCUUUGACAGGCGUGCUUGUUAUCGUGGAUUUUUUACCUUUUUCUCCUCAUAAUCACAACAACCACAACGAUGACAGUUCAGAAGAUAUGCAAAAAACAAUCGAACACCACGGUUUCUCCCCCGAAGAAUUACAAAAUCUCUUCACAACAGCAGGAUUCAUAGAUUUUGAAAUCUUGGCGUUGAAACAACCUGCCGUCAUGGAAAACAAGAGAGGGGAAAUGAUGGAGCGCAAGAUGUUCAUUGCCAAAGGAAGGAAAGCGGGGAGUGUGUGGGAGAGAGUCGGAGCUUGGAUGGGAGGGAUGCAGGAAUUGGUUGGGGGACAGAUGCAUGUGCAGAAGAGGGAUGGGGGACAGGGGUGGAAUCCUGGGGUUAAUAAACCGGUUGAGGGAGGAGGAAGUGGAGGGGAGACGGGGUGGAAUCCGGGCGUUAGACCGGCUGAGGGAGGAGGGAGUGGGGAGGCGUGGGAUAUGCUUGGGGGGAGUAGUGCGGGGAGGAGGCAAGUGGAGAGGGAGGAGAAGAAGCAUUGGAAUGGAUUUUGA